This is a messenger RNA of Salvelinus sp. IW2-2015, 1786 nucleotides long. RefSeq names its product SPT7 like, STAGA complex subunit gamma (gene supt7l). Gene Ontology annotation, cellular component: SAGA complex. NCBI's taxonomy places the organism in Eukaryota, Metazoa, Chordata, Actinopteri, Salmoniformes, Salmonidae. The transcript has 5 exons. Gene Ontology annotation, molecular function: protein heterodimerization activity; transcription coactivator activity. Bases 148 to 1428 code for a protein of 426 amino acids. The record is from RefSeq and is a predicted model, not a curated record.
AAUAAUUUACACGGUGCCUUUUAAUGACACGGACCAGAAGCAACGUCUGAAAGCUGUUUUGUUCUGGACAUAAACUAUACUCUUGUUACAUCUCUUCGAAUACGAAACCUCAUCACACGAGAGCCUGAAGCAGCUCACUAGGGAACGAUGAUGCGUUACUGGGGCGAGAUCCCCGGGCCGGCAGGCGCCCCACCGAGCCGCAGCUCCUUCGACCUGCUCCAGCGCGAGUUCCGCUCGGUGGAGAUGCAGGACCCCCCUCUGCACCAGCCCUCGGCCCAGCGGCCCCGGCCCACCACCAUGCUGGACAUUCCCUCUGAGCCCUGCAGUCUCACCAUCCACACAGUGCAGCUAUGCCAGCACACCCGACGCCUCCGCAGCCUCCUGGCUGCAGCCCAGGGGAAAGGUCUGGUCCCCUCGGAGGGCGGUGGUGCUGGAGGAAGUAGCAGGCUGGAGGAAGGGGAGGCUCUGCCCCCACGGCCACCCACACCGCCGGCCGCCCCCGAUGACCUGCUGCCCCUGGACAGCAAGGCACCCUGGCAGCCCUUCCAGCUCUGCCACAGCGACCCUGAGAGUGACUUUUACAUGGGAAAAGGUGAGCCUGUCACGGAGCUGAGCUGGCCCUCGUGCCGACAGCUCCUGUACCAGUCAGUGGCCACAGUCCUGGCCCACGCCGGCUUCGAGUCGGCCCAGGAGAGCGUGCUGGAGACCCUGACUGACCUGGCCCACGAGCACUACCUGCGCCUCAGCCGACUGCUGCGCACGGCCGCGGACCGCGAGGCCCACCUGGGCGCCACGCCCUUCCCGGACGUGGUCGAGCAGGUGUUCCACGAGGUGGGCAUCGGCAGCGUGCUGGCCCUGCAGCGCUUCUGGCAGGUGCGCAUCAAGGACUACCACAGCCACAUGCUCCAGGUCAGCAAGGAGCUGUCGGAGGAGUAUGAGCGGCUGGUGAACCCUGAGAAGGCCCUGGAGGACUCCAAGCCCCCGCGGAUCAAAGAGGAACCAAUGAAUGACAUUGCCUUCCCCAUCAGCGAGGAGCCAGAGGCGGACCAGGCCUCUGGGGAUCAGGCCCUCCCCAUGGGGGUUCUGGGGGCCCCAAACGAGAGGCUGGCUGGGGGCCUGGAGGGGGAACACUCACCACACACCUCAGGCGGCGGAGUUGCCAUCAGCUCCCCCUUGUGGCACCUGUCGCAGGUGAAGAUGGAGCCCCAGGACAGCGAGGAGGGCCAGGUGUCAGGCCACGGGGUACUGGGAGGUGAUGUGUUUGAGGAGGGAGGGCCCAUGUCCACCAUGAGCGAGGCAGAUGGCAUGGCGCCCUCGCCCGGAGGGGCGGCGUCGGACGGCAGCUACGCCUCGCACUCUCCCGACUCACUCAUGGGCACGUCACCUGUUUUCAACCAGAGGCCCAGGAAGCGCAUGAAGAAGAUAUGAGGAGCCUCACGGAGGUAGCCAUUUUGUGUCAAGGUAACAUGGGCACAUAGUGGCGAUAAGAAACAUUGCAAGGUUGCAAACAAAUUCCUAUGCCGUUGUCCAUUUUCCCCGAACAGAUCUGAAAGUAUUGGAUAGGUCUCAACAAUGGACACAUUUCCGCACGAGGGCCAUGCGCGCUAGUUGGUGGCAGAACACGGGAGUUAUUCUAGAAUGCCAGCGAAAAAAGCCUCUAUUUACAUGUUGCUUAUGAGUAGCAUUUCACACUACUUUUGGAUUAUAAUUGGAUUUUAAGGCUCGUGUGAAUGUCCCGCUUUAUAUAAUAUGUGUGUCAUCAUCGCAAAUCAACUGCAUUAUACUU